Fusarium odoratissimum NRRL 54006 is the source of this 732-nucleotide messenger RNA. RefSeq lists its product as uncharacterized. Lineage: Eukaryota; Fungi; Ascomycota; Sordariomycetes; Hypocreales; Nectriaceae. The record is from RefSeq and is a predicted model, not a curated record. The coding region runs from base 1 to 732 and encodes 243 amino acids. The transcript has a single exon.
AUGACAGGCUUCGGGACAACUUCUUAUGGAAAGACUUCAGAUCUUGACUUUGAACCGCGGCCAGUACUCCUCGACUCGGGCACAGUGCAGAGUAGAUUGACCCUCAACAUGACCUUGCAUCUGAUCAGGACCAUGAAGAUCUCCAUCGAUGAGAAGUUGGAUGCUGUAGCGCCUUGCGAAACAAGCUCCAAGGAAACCAUAGAUUUCACGUUUGGCGACUUGACUAUCAAAAUGCCAUUCGCAAACUUUCUCGGUUCCACCAACGUAAAAGCCGGUGUUGACGGUGUUGCAUAUUGUCAAGUCGUCUAUUAUGACGACACCACCAACAUUAUGCUUGGUGACGAUUUCCUCCGAGGUGCCUAUGUUGUUUAUGGCUGGGCGAAUAUCGAAACUUCCCUCGCUCAGUAUAAUUCUGAAGAGGCCGAAGACGACAUAAUUGAGAUUAUACGAGAUGUGCCUGGUGCUUCUGCCGCCACUGGCGUCCCUAGAAGGUAUCUGAAGUACGAUCAGCCUGCAGAGUCUGCGGGUACUGCAAUCCCGACAGAGCUACCGACAGUUACUGUAACCACUCUUAGCACAGCGACUGGGUCGGUUACAAGUUCGGCGGCACCUUCAUCUACUGCGGCAGAGACUGGAGAUGUUGAAGACAGUAGAGCGGCGGGUAGCCUGCCGGCAAACUUGAUGUACAUGAUGCUGAUUGCAUUUGUCUUCAACGUUGUAAUCCACGCAUAG